This is a messenger RNA of Amphibalanus amphitrite, 1095 nucleotides long. RefSeq names its product pro-resilin-like. Lineage: Eukaryota; Metazoa; Arthropoda; Thecostraca; Balanomorpha; Balanidae. The record is from RefSeq and is a predicted model, not a curated record. The transcript has 2 exons. Bases 320 to 916 code for a protein of 198 amino acids. Gene Ontology annotation, cellular component: extracellular matrix.
GUUCACACAGUCCACAUCGCACGCCCGUGCCAGCAUUCGUACUUGAAGUCAUAAUAGCGCUCAAGAGCGCUGAUGAACGAUGCUAGCUGGGAAUGUACCUACAUACCUAAUACGUCGACGGUUGACCGAUUCCCAUAGCCGGCUACGCUCAUCAUCCAUGGAGCGACCUUGGUUUGGGCGCCGCAGCCCCGGCCAAUCGGUGCGAAAUGGCCAGCAUUCGUGACCGACAGCGCGGGGUCGGACUAUAUAACGGCUGCGGACGGUCAGUCGAGCAUCAGUUCAUCCACAGCCUUCCCAGGGUCCACUACAGAACAGAAACAUGAAGGUGUUCGUGGCGACCGUGCUUUUGGCUGCUGCCGUCUGCGGCUCGCCGCAGGGCUACGGAGCUCCCCGACCGAAUGGAGGAGCCUCCCAGAGCUACGGAGCUCCCCAGCGGAACGGAGGAGCCGCCUCUCAGAGCUACGGAGCUCCCCAGGGUAGCGCCUCCCAGAGCUACGGAGCUCCCCAGACCAGCUACGGCGCCGGCCAGGAGGAAUUCCCGCCGCAGCCGUACUCGUUCGAGUACGAGGUCAAGGACGACGAGGGCAACGACUACGGCCACAAGGAGGAGUCGGACGGCACCCGCGUCGAGGGCGAGUACCGCGUGCUGCUGCCCGACACCCGCGUCCAGACCGUCACCUACUACGUGGAGGGCGACUCUGGUUUCGUGGCUGACGUCCAGUACGAGGGCGAGGCGCAGUUCCCCGAGGACAGCCAGAACGGCCAGUACGGCGCCGGUACCCCCAACAACGGCUACGGCGCCCCGGCCGCUGCUGCCGCCCCUGUCGCGAGCUACAGCCAGCCGGCCGCCCCCAGCGGUGGCUACGGCGCCCCCAACGGUGGCGCCCGCACUCCCUCCACCGGAUACGGAUUCUAAAUAGCUCACCAAACUAGUCCGUCAGUUUUCACAAAUAUGCCCUUGAUGAUUGAUCGUGUUUGCUAUUGCUGAAGCAUGCCAGUGGUGUUCAAAUGUGCUCAACGUAUGCGAGUUAGGCUGCAUGAAAUGUUGAAUGUGUGAAAUACUAUUUAAAACAAUAUAUAAGGUCUGGCAAAAGA